UCCAAACUGUGCAAAAUUGACACACACCAUAAAAAGCAUAGGUAUAGGUAGCUGAAGAUGGCAGCUCAAAAGACGCUAUUAUUGCUUUGUGUUGGGGUCUCCCUGGCACAAGAUUUCAUUACAUCUGAGCAGUUUAAUAAAAUUGAGCAAAGACUGAGAGCCGCAGAGGAAACACUGAAAGAGCUGAAGGUAGAGAAUGAAGCUCUAAGGAUUUUCACAAAAGCCUUGAGUGAAAAACAUGAAUCUAUGCAGGCUGAAAAUGAAGUCAAAAAGAUUGCCUUUUCAGCUGGAUUUUUGGCAUCUGGAUCACAACAGUUUGGUCCCUUUGAUGUUCGGAAAACGUUGGUGUACCAAAAAGUCUUCACUAACACUGGCAAUGCUUAUAACCCCGACACCGGUGUAUUCACAGCACCACUGAAUGGAGUCUAUUUCUUCAGAUUUUAUGCUCAUUCUCACGGUGGUAAACAAAUGGCAGUCAGUCUUUCUAAAAAUGAUCAGACCCAGUGCUCUGUAUUUAACGAGAAGCCUGCGUCCAAUGGUAAUGCCAGUAACGGUGUUGUUCUCUCACUGCAGAAGGGCGAUAAAGUGUACACUGAGCUGUGGAGCAAUAGCUGGGUUUUUGACAAUGAAAGCAGCUUCACUAGCUUCAGCGGUUUUCUGCUUUUCCCCUUGUGAGUGUCCACAGAAUCCAGAACUGGAUGAAAAAAAGAUGUUUAUGGCAUAGUGUUGUAAUGCUAAUACUUGUGAGAUAUUUUUUUCAAAGGAAGAGGACAUUGUAUGACCCUCAAAUAAUUUACCCAAAAAUGAAAGUUUACUGAGAACAUUAGGUCUCAGCAAUGGAUCCUCUGCGGUGAACGGGUGUUAUCAGAAUAUGAGUGAAUAAAAAUGACUUUUUUUAAAAAACCAAAAAACUUUAAACCGUUGCUAAACUGUACCUGAAUUUUCAUGACAGUAAACUUUGAGUCAAAUCCA
Messenger RNA from Puntigrus tetrazona (Sumatra barb), 972 nucleotides. It is a transcript of the gene cbln13, whose product is annotated as cerebellin 13. Bases 58 to 675 code for a protein of 205 amino acids. Gene Ontology annotation, molecular function: protein binding. Lineage: Eukaryota; Metazoa; Chordata; Actinopteri; Cypriniformes; Cyprinidae. The transcript is spliced from 4 exons. The record is from RefSeq and is a predicted model, not a curated record.